AUGAAAAGCCUGCAGUUAGAUAGUGAAAUUCAACAAACCAACGACCGUCUGUCUGCCACGAUAUUUGUUCCCAAUACAAAGUAUACAGCACUACCGUCUUCAAAAAUAACCGGCCUGAAGCGUUCAGUGUGUCGGGGAUGGGUCUUGUCUGGAUCCACAGCAGAGGACGUGUUUGAGGGGAGCCGUCGCUCGACUGGACGGUAUUGUUUGAAGCUUAAAGCUCUUGGUACCAUGGGUGCCCUCAUAUGCUUGGUAUCCAGCCCUAACAUCCACUUAAACGCACAUGUCACACCGGAGACCGAGGUUCUUUGUGGGACAUGA
Opisthorchis viverrini is the source of this 321-nucleotide messenger RNA. RefSeq lists its product as hypothetical. The transcript has a single exon. The record is from RefSeq and is a predicted model, not a curated record. Lineage: Eukaryota; Metazoa; Platyhelminthes; Trematoda; Opisthorchiida; Opisthorchiidae. Bases 1 to 321 code for a protein of 106 amino acids.